Messenger RNA from Euleptes europaea (tarantolino), 3084 nucleotides. RefSeq names its product SAFB like transcription modulator (gene SLTM). Gene Ontology annotation, molecular function: RNA binding; sequence-specific DNA binding. The record is from RefSeq and is a predicted model, not a curated record. Bases 1 to 3084 code for a protein of 1027 amino acids. Gene Ontology annotation, biological process: regulation of mRNA processing; regulation of transcription by RNA polymerase II. Gene Ontology annotation, cellular component: nucleus. The transcript is spliced from 21 exons. Lineage: Eukaryota; Metazoa; Chordata; Lepidosauria; Squamata; Sphaerodactylidae.
AUGGCCGCCGCGCCGCCCGGGCCCGCCUCGGCCGCCGCCGCCCCGCCGCCGGGCCCGAACCCGGCCGCCACCGAGAGCAAGAAGAUCACCGAGCUCCGCGUCAUCGACCUCAAGUCCGAGCUCAAGCGCCGCAACCUGGACGUCGCCGGCGUCAAGACCGUCCUCAUCGCCCGCCUCAAGCAGGCUAUUGAAGAGGAAGGAGGAGAUCCAGAUAAUAUUGAAAUAGCUGUCUCAGUUGAUACUCCAAACAAGAAACCAACAAAAGGCAAAGGUAAGAAGCAGGAAGCCGAUGAACUGAGUGGCGAUGCUUCAGUGGAAGACGACUCCUUGGUCAAGGAAUGUGAACUGGAAGCCCAAGAGGCAAGUGACCAGGAUGGGAAUGAUGAACUGAAGGACUCUGAAGAAUCUGUGGAAAAUGAAGACGACUCCUCAGCAUCGAAGGCGUCGCUUCCUGCGGAGAAGAAGAGAGCUCAUUCGAAGCGGACAGAAAAGGACUCGGGAAACCAGGGCUCUGAUGUUCAAGAUGCGGAAGAUGGAAGCUUUGCUGCUGCUCGCGACGGAGAAGAAGAGAACGAGAGAGAUAAAGCAGGUUCUGGUGAUGGUACACAAGAAGUAUCUAAGCCUCUUCCUUCAGAAGAGAGCCUAGCUGAGGCUGACCAGUCGGUUCACGAAGAGAUGGAAGCAAACGCGUCUGGGAAAGAAGCUGAGGAGGAUAACAUAUCGGUAACAAUCCAGGCCGAAGACGCCAUCACGCUGGAUUUUGAUGGCGAUGACCUUCUGGAAACAGGUAAAAAUCUGAAAAUUACAGAUUCAGAAGCAAGCAAGCCAAAAGAUGGGCAGGAUGCCAUGGCGCCAAGCCUGGAGAAGGAAGGCAAGGCUUAUGAGAUGACUGAGAACCAUAAAGAUGGUAAGAAGGAAGACGGCAUGAAGGGGGAUCCCGUCAAGAAAGAAGCCCGAGAAAGCUCGAAGAAGGCAGAAUCUGGAGACAAAGACAAGGAUACUCUGAAGAAAGGUCCCUCGUCUACUGGGGCCACUGGUCAAGCAAAGAGCUCUACUAAGGAAUCUAAAGAAAGCAAGACUGCAUCGAAGGAUGAGAAAGGCAGCGCAAGCAGUGGCGGCAGCAGCAGCUCAACCAGGAACCUGUGGGUGAGCGGCUUGUCCUCCAACACAAAAGCUGCUGACUUGAAAAAUCUCUUUGGCAAGUACGGCAAGGUCCUGGCUGCGAAAGUGGUCACCAAUGCCCGGAGCCCCGGAGCCAAGUGCUAUGGCAUUGUGACCAUGUCCUCCAGCACAGAGGUGGCCAGGUGCAUCGCCCACCUUCACCGGACGGAGCUGCACGGGCAGCAGAUUUCUGUGGAGAAAGUGAAAGGUGACCCUUCCAAGAAAGAGAUGAAGAAAGAGAGCGAUGAGAAGUCUGGCUCCAGCAGGAACCCCGGAGAGAAGAAGACAGCCUCGAGCGAUAAAGCCAGCAAGGCUCCAUCCAAAAAAGACGAUAAGAGAUCUGACAAGUCGGAGAAGAAAGAGAGUAAGGAUGCCAAGAAACCCGAAGGUAAAGAUGAGAAGAGCGAUAACGGAGCCAGCUGCCCUACUCAAGAGCCCGCUAAACCAUCUGAGGAGAAGAAGCGAAUCAGUGUGAAAAGCCCUAGUCACAUGGUAGUCCUCGACCAAACGAAAAGAGACCAGAUGCACCCAAGGCCAAUCCGGAGGGGGAGGUUUGAAAAGCCACAGAUAUUAAGGAACAAAGAGCGUUUCCUUCAAGACAAAAUGAAGUUCAGAGACUACAGAGCCCGGAAGGAUAUCUUGCCCUUUGAGAAAAUGAAGGAGCAAAGGAUGCGCGAGCACAUGGUCCGGUUGGAACGGAUACGGCGUGCCGUAGAGCUGCGCAGGCGAAGAGAAAUCGCUGAGCGUGAGCGACGCGAGAGGGAACGCAUCCGACUUAUCCGCGAGCGGGAGGAGCGCGAGCGUUUGCAGAGGGAGAGGGAGCGGCUGGAAAUCGAAAGGCAGAAGUUGGAGAGGGAGAGAAUGGAACGCGAACGCUUGGAAAGGGAACGCAUCCGCAUUGAGCAGGAGCGUCGCAAGGAAGCCGAGCGGAUUGCUCGGGAAAGAGAAGAGCUCCGGCGGCAGCAGCAGCAGCUUCGUUACGAGCAAGAGAAAAGGAAUUCUCUGAAACGACCUCGUGAUGUUGAUCACAGGAGAGACGAACCCUACUGGAAUGAAAAUAAGAAGAUGUCCUUGGACACUGACGCUCGGUUUGGCCACGGCUCGGAAUACAGCCGCCAGCAGAACCGGUUCAGUGACUUUGACCACCGAGACAGGGGCCGCUACCCAGAGGGCUCCGCCGUGCAGUCGUCCUCCUUCGAGAGGCGUGAGCGAUUUGUGAACCAAGGUGAUGGAAAAAAGACUCGGCCCACCGCCAGACGGGAAGAGCCUGGCUUCGAGCGGUACCCCAAGAACUUCAGCGAAUCCAGAAGAAAUGAGCCCCCCCAGCCCAGAAAUGAACUUCGGGACACUGACCGGCGCGAAGUCCGAGGAGACCGAGACGAGCGGAGGACCGUGAUCAUUCACGAGAGGCCGGAGCUCCCCCACGGCCGCCACCCGCGAGAGGCGGGGCCCAACCCACCCCGGCAGGCCUCGUGGAAAAACGAAGGAAGCAUCAACCCUGACAAGCGGGAUGCCAGGGAGAGGCCAGAACGGUCCAGCAGGGAAGUCGCCGGACACUCAGUGAGAGGCGCGGCCACUGGGAGCCGCAGUGGCGCCUCUGGCUACGGAAGCAGGGAGGCGGAGCGAGGUGUGAUGGAACGAGGGAGUGGGGGACAGCAUUACAAUGAAGACCGCCACGUGGUUGAGCGGCACAGCCGCGACAGUGGGCCCAGGAAGGAGUGGCACGGCGCCAGCUCGCAGGGCAGCGGCUACCAUGACACGAGGCGGAUGGGAGACAGCCGAAGUGGAAGCAGCAUGAUGGCCCCGCACUCAAGUAAUUCCUCGCCCAUUAACAGAGUUGUACAGAUCACGGGCAAUUCCAUGCAGAGGGGAAGCGGUUCUGGAUUUAAGCAGUUCAAGAGUGGACUGCCACGAAGAUACUGA